This is a messenger RNA of Vicia villosa (hairy vetch), 449 nucleotides long. RefSeq lists its product as uncharacterized. The transcript is spliced from 3 exons. The record is from RefSeq and is a predicted model, not a curated record. Bases 36 to 449 code for a protein of 137 amino acids. NCBI's taxonomy places the organism in Eukaryota, Viridiplantae, Streptophyta, Magnoliopsida, Fabales, Fabaceae.
AUAACAUUGGAUCUCCUACUCAACCAUUCAGUUAUAUGAAGGAUGCUUCUGAGUUGAGUUUAGAAGAAGAGUUCUUGAAUUUGAGUCAACGAAAAACAAUUGAGGAGUUAAAAGACAUUCAAAAUGACAUGGUUUGUGUAGUUCUAGGCACAAUCAACCAUGUUGUUAGUGGCAAUGACUGGUGGUAUGCCGCAUGUGUCUGCAACAAGGGAGUUAUUGCAGAUUCGAAAAGAUUUUUUUGCCCUAAAUGUAACAAGCAUAUUUGGACUAUUGUGCCAAGGAACUUGAGCCAACUAUUGUGCCUAGAAUUAUUUCUGGUUUUGUUGAACAAACAAUGCUGUUUAAGAUUGAUGUCAAGAAUGAUGACAAUUCUGGUUUUGAAAAGUCGUUCCGUGUCAAAAAAGUUUGUGUUGAUAAAGAAAUUGUCAACAAAUUCAAAUCUGUUAUGA